Messenger RNA from Pygoscelis adeliae (Adelie penguin), 1790 nucleotides. Its product is annotated as tyrosine-protein kinase Fes/Fps-like. NCBI's taxonomy places the organism in Eukaryota, Metazoa, Chordata, Aves, Sphenisciformes, Spheniscidae. The record is from RefSeq and is a predicted model, not a curated record. Gene Ontology annotation, molecular function: protein tyrosine kinase activity; ATP binding. Gene Ontology annotation, biological process: chemotaxis; cell adhesion; regulation of mast cell degranulation.
CCAGCCCCACGGCAGGGACCUCGCAGCACACACAGCCUCCUCCCGCCUGGGACGGCAGUGCCAUGGGCUUCGGGCCGGAGCUGUGGUGCCCGCAGGGGCACAGCGCGCUGCUGCGGCUGCAGGACGGCGAGCUGCGCCCCCUGGAGCUGAUGAAGAAGUGGAUGUCGCAGCGUGCCAAGAGCGACCGGGAGUACGCGGGGAUGCUGCACCACAUGUUCUCCCAGCUGGAGAAGCAGGAGGCCGUGCAGGCGGCCACGCUCCACCACCACCACCACUACCAGCGGGUGCUGCCCAGCCUCCACCAGUCCCUCUACAGCCUGCAGCAGGAGAUGGUCCUUGUCCUGAAGGAGAUCCUUGGGGAGUACUACAGAAUCAGCAGCCUGGUGCAGGAGGAUGUGCUGGCCGUGCACCAGGAAAUUGCCAGUGCCAUCCAGGCCAUCGACCCAGCCACCGAGUACAGUGGCUUCAUCCAGAGCCACAGGUAUGGCCCCGCGCGGCUGCAGCCCCUCUGCCGGGCAUGGCCCUGUUGGUCGCGGGUGCCAGCGGCUGGCACGGGGCAGCUGCCGCCCCCCGUGCCCCUGAUCCCAGAGGUGCAGAAGCCGCUGUGCCAGCAGGUCUGGUACCACGGGGCCAUCCCACGCUCGGAGGUGCAGGAGCUGCUGAGCGGCAGCGGGGACUUCCUGGUGCGGGAGAGCCAGGGCAAGCAGGAGUACGUGCUCAGCGUGCUGUGGGACGGGCAGCCCCGGCACUUCAUCAUCCAGGCUGCCGAUAACAUGUACCGGCUGGAGAGGGAAGGCUUCCCCACCAUCCCACUGCUCAUCGAGCACCUCCUGCAGAGCCAGCAGCCCAUCANNNGGCAGGCUGGGGUACAGCUCACCGCCUUUGGUGUCUGCUCACUGCAGGACAAAUGGGUGCUCAACCAUGAGGACGUGCUGCUGGGGGAGUGCAUCGGCCGGGGUAACUUUGGGGAGGUGUUCAGCGGCCGCCUGCGUGCUGACAACACCCUGGCUGUAACCUGCCGGGAAACCCUCCCACCCGAUCUCAAGGCCAAGUUCCUGCAGGAAGCCAGGAUCCUGAAGCAGUACAACCACCCGAACAUCGUCCGGCUCAUUGGAGUCUGCACCCAGAAGCAGCCCAUUUACAUUGUCAUGGAGCUUGUGCAAGGGGGGGACUUCCUGAGCUUCCUGCGCAGCGAGGGGCCCCACCUGCGGGUGAAGGAGCUGAUCAAGAUGACAGAGAAUGCUGCCGCCGGCAUGGAGUACCUGGAGAGCAAGCAUUGCAUCCAUAGGGACCUGGCUGCUCGCAACUGCCUGGUGACAGAGAAGAACACCCUGAAGAUCAGUGACUUCGGGAUGUCACGGGAGGAGGAAGAUGGCAUCUACGCCUCCACAGGGGGGAUGAAGCAGAUCCCUGUCAAGUGGACCGCCCCCGAAGCACUCAAUUAUGGCCGAUACAGCUCCGAGAGCGAUGUCUGGAGCUUCGGGAUCCUGCUGUGGGAAGCCUUCAGCCUGGGUGCCGUCCCCUAUGCCAACCUCAGCAACCAGCAGACGCGAGAGGCGGUGGAGCAGGGUGAGGCGCGGGGCCGAGGGCAGUACCCCGCCGGCCCCACUCAGGACAGCACCGUGUGCCCCGGAUCCAUCCCGCUGGCAGCAUCCAUCCCUCGGGCAGGGCCUGCCUGGGAAGUGGGUGCCGCGGGGCGGCCAGACGGGGCUGCGCCCGCUCCGCAGCCCAGGGCAGGGGGCUCCCACGUGCCUCAGGGACAUGGCACCCACAGCUCCUGCUGGGCUUGA